UACGUCGGUUCACACGUCAUCCGGUACACGGGAACUACACCAUAUGAUUGCGGUUCAGGCGAGCUCACGGAACGAAGGUUAACUAGUGCGGGAAUGUCCUUUGUCGCGGUGCUCGGUAGAUCGGUCCUGCCCGCUAGUCGUAGUGUCAAUAGCGCCAGCAAGACCUGGCCCUGUUGUUAAUCGCAAGUCUCCCGGGUGCGAAAGGUUCCCUCGUUUCACGCGCAUUAAAUCGUUGUUAAUCGAUACUUUCGGUACUUGAUUAAAGUACGUUCGUUGGCUGGAAGUUCGAUAGGUGUGCGAUCAAUUUGCAGCGAGUGCCGUGCUGUGUAACGACAUACAAAGUCGUCUCGGUGUCCUGUUGGAGUUUUGAAACACCUUACGCGCCAACAUAGAAAUCAACAGUUAAAGCAUAAGCCGUUUGUCCUUUCUUCUCGGAACGGUCGAGAUCGUGUUAUCUUUGCGCGAGAAUCUCAUGCAACUCGUUUUGUAAACAGCGAACAAAAAUCAAUCAAUCGUUGUUUGAUCGAAAAGCACGGUCACAGCAAGGGGCAAACCUUCGAGACUACCCCGACGUUGCAACAGCAACAACAGGUUGCAGCAAUAGGCUAACCAACGCUCGACACGACGCGCCACCCGAGUGUCCACGAUUCACGGUCAACGUUUUGGUGUUGCAGCUGCACGCGCACAUGUACAUGUAUGUGCGAUGAAGAGUGUAAAAGGUGAAGAUAAUUAGUAAACUACUAGUGGACCGGAACGUGAGAGACAGCGGCAUUACACCCUUUCCCCGGCGAUAGGAAAUUUCCACGCGGUGGGGCAGAUGCUUCCAUGUAGUUAAUCGGUUGCGUGCCGUGAACCAUAAUGGGUUGCAAUACUAGCCAGGAGAUACCGAGCUACGGCGGUGGGCAGAAAACGACGGACUCGGCCGCUGCCCUUGGCGAGCUGCUGGAAGGUGAUAUUGAAGAGGUCGAGGCGGCAGCAACCAAGAUCCAGGCAGCGUUCCGCGGUCACCAAGUGCGCAAAGACAUGAAGCAAGGAGACGGUGUUACCGAGCAGGGCCAGCAGAAGCAGGACCAGCAGACGGAACGGGAACCGACCAAGGAGGAGCUGGAGGCCGAAUUCGACCCGAACGACCAAGAGCUGACUCACGCCGCCACCCGUAUACAGGCCAGCUUCCGUGGUCACAUGGCCAGAAAGACGGCCGGCGCAAAGGAGGACGAGAAGAAGGAGGUGGAUAUUGAUGAAAUUACCAAAAAGGUGGCCGAAGAGCUGGACAUCGACAUGGACGAUCCGGAGCUGCACAAAGCGGCCAGCAAAAUUCAGGCCUCCUUCCGCGGUCACAAGGUGCGCAAGGAGGUGCCGAAGGAGAAUGAAAAUUAAGCCUGCCCACCCCCGAAAAGUGCAGCCACGAACCGUUUAUUUGGUUACGAGAGGCACCAAAGGAAGAGACGUCCUCUCGCAUCAUCGUCUCGCCACAUCAUCACCGGGCGAUGGCAUCCUAUCCCCAUCCAGCCCCUGUUCGAUACCGGUUCGGGGU
Messenger RNA from Anopheles stephensi (Asian malaria mosquito), 1534 nucleotides. RefSeq names its product neuromodulin (gene igl). The record is from RefSeq and is a predicted model, not a curated record. NCBI's taxonomy places the organism in Eukaryota, Metazoa, Arthropoda, Insecta, Diptera, Culicidae. Gene Ontology annotation, molecular function: calmodulin binding. The transcript has 4 exons. The coding region runs from base 859 to 1377 and encodes 172 amino acids.